AUGGACCACCUCCUCGUCACUAAGGAGAUGGACCACCUCCUCGUCACCAAGGAGAUGGACCACCUCCUCAUCACCAAGGAGACUAAGGAGAUGGACCACCUCCUCAUCACCAAGGAGACUAAGGAGAUGUCGGCAGCGGUGGUGGGCGGUACUUCCUCCUUUAAAAGUUCAGUGCACCUUCUCCUCUCCAAACCCAAACCCAAACUGCUUCAUUGCCUGGACCCUGAUAUCUUGAAGUUUUAG
Messenger RNA from Knipowitschia caucasica, 243 nucleotides. The record is from the annotation of a GenBank genome assembly. NCBI's taxonomy places the organism in Eukaryota, Metazoa, Chordata, Actinopteri, Gobiiformes, Gobiidae.